UUGAAAUCGCAUCGAAACGUAUCACUUCAAGUUUUGAGCAUAAUGAAAAUAUUAAAGGUUUUUUUUGGUUUUUGGUUAUAUUGGAUGUGCUUUUUGUGUUGCUUCAAAUUAGUUAAUUCAAUAUACGUUCAGCCUAACGACAGUAUAACUACCAGCAAUUUACAAAAUGAACGACAAGAAUCAAACAGGUGGGCAAAUACAUCGAUUUUGCUCCGCCCGAUUAAUCCAUCCGCCUUGUCUUCAUCGGCCCAUAUAAAACCUUCAACGGUUAAUGGUGAUGAAAAAACAUCUCUAUCAGCUGUACAAAAAAGGAGCCAGCAGUUACCAAUCAAUCCUUGGCUCUUGCCACAAGCUGUAUUUGCCCUGAAUUGUAAUCCACGAGGAUCCGAUGGCAAUCGUCGGUUGGCGACAAGAGAUGCAUCCCCAAUUAGCCAAUCAAGCUGGGCACAGACACCACCGGGGUAUUAUUGCACUUAUGUACCAGUGCCACCUACCUAUCAAGUACCCAUGAUGCCUUGGUUCGCUGACUACUAUCAGGCAGCUUUUGGUCAAAGCAUGAGUCGAGAUGUCGAGGGACUUAACAACAAGCUGGACCAAUUAAAUCCUUACGAAGCAAUGUCGAAAGCUCCCACAAGUGAAUGUCCAUUAAAUUUUUAUAAAUGUCGAGGAAGUGCGCAAUGUGUGCCAAGAAACGUGUGGUGCGACGGAGUUGUCGACUGUGCCGAUGCUAGCGACGAAAUAAAAUGCACUUGCAGAGAUCGGAUCGAUCGAAAACGACUAUGCGAUAAUUAUUUCGACUGUCCUCAUGGAGAAGACGAAAUGGGGUGUUACGGUUGCUCCAGACAUUCCUUCAGUUGUCUAGAUUUCAAUUCAGACUCUCUCAGUUGCUUUUCAGCCGAGCAACGCUGUGACGGAAUUAAACACUGUGUCAGCGGAAGGGACGAAGAAUUUUGUACUAUUUUGACUCCUUUUGCUUCGGACGACGCAGAGGUAUUUCCGAUUGGUUACAAUCUCGGAUUUCUUCGCAGAAACGUCCAAGGCAAAUGGUAUCCAGUUUGCGGUCCCGUCACUAAUUGGGCGAAGGAUGCCUGCACUUAUGAACUCGGACAAUCAGACCAACAGCCCAUCGUCGAUCUGGUGAAUCUGCCCACCUACAGCGACUCGACGGUGUUCGCCACGGAGUUGGGCUCGGAGACGAAACUCGUGACCGGCUGCUCGUCGCAAGUGACCUACGUGCGCUGCCAGCACGAGCCAACGGGCCAUCGUCACGUGGCUAGCGGCAGCGCCGCAGCGCUGCAGAGCAUCAACGACUUCAGCGAGAUAAUUCUCGGACUGACGGCUCAAUCAGCCGGCAAGAGCGAUGAUCCGGUGUUGGGCAUCGUCGGUGGCCACGACAGUUAUCCCCGAGCUUGGCCCUUUAUCGUGGCCAUGAGCAAAAACGGACGCUUCCAUUGUGGCGGCGCCAUACUCAGCGCCUACUGGAUACUCACCGCCGCUCAUUGUCUUUACAGAUACGAGGGCAACUACUACGAGAUCGAGGCGGGCAUGCUGCGACUUUCUUCGUUCGCGCCGUCUCGCCAGACUCGUCGUCUCGACGGUAUAAUACUUCACGAGGCGUACGACCCAAUCUUUUUGCGCAACGAUAUAGCCCUCGGAUUACUUAACGAGCCGCUGUUGUUCAACAGCUGGGUCAGGCCGGUAAAUCUGCCUAAUCCCGAGACGUACUUUUAUCGCCAAGAACCCAGUCACGGCGAUCUUUGCGUGGCAGUGGGAUGGGGUACUCUCUCCGAGGGCGGUCGAGAGCCUGAUCAUUUGAAAGAGGUCGAAAUUCCGAUAGUCAACUGUAAACGCCCGGAAGAUAUCAACAGUGGUGAAAUUUGUGCUGGUUAUCGUGCUGGCGGUCGAGACGCUUGUCAAGGUGAUAGCGGAGGUCCUUUGAUGUGCCGGAGAGGCUCUGGGCCGGAUGAUGAAUGGUACGUAGGAGGCAUUGUAAGUCACGGCAUCGGUUGUGCUAAACCGAACGAACCUGGUGCCUAUACCAAAGUUUCUCACUACAUACCCUGGAUAAAUUUUCACAUUCGCACCCGACAAUCCCCCGUUAUGGUCUAUCCAAGAACUAGCUGUCCGGGCUUUAGCUGCAAUCGUCCGCAGGCCAAGUGCUUAGCUCCUCAGAUGCAGUGCGAUCGCAUUGCCGACUGUCUCGAAGCGGAGGACGAGGAAAAUUGUCCGUUCGACGACUAUGUGCUCGGAGCCUCGAGAGAUACCGUAUUGAAGAAUAGGUUGCAGUCGGACGUUGCGGCCAGAUCGUCGACGAUUAGUCCGAUUAGUCUUUGAAUUCGAAAAAUAAAAAGAAAAGCAGCGGACGGGUGGUUUUAGAUGGUAUAGAUUUUUUCCAUGUAUUUCAUGUGCAGUGCUUCGUUGCCAAGAGUGUUUUUCAUCCGUGAUGAAUCAGCAUUGCUAGAGUGUAAUUUAAUCUCAAGGACGAUCGAUGGUUGAGAUUGUGCAUCAAGUAAUUUUAAAUUAAUUCGCGCUAGUUCCAAAAUAUUUUUGAGUUGAUUUUUAUACAAAUGUAACAUUUUUGCUUAGAAAUGACUAGUUUAAAUGACUGGACGUACACUAGGCCAAGAUAUAACGUUUUUUUUCAAAAUUUUAUAGCCUUAUUAUGUCCCACAUUUUGUGCAUUCAAGUGCGAACCUCCCAGCAAGCAACAUUUCUUCCGUAACCAACAAGAGAAAAUAAUGGCGGAGCAUAACGACGAUUAUAAUAAUCGAAGAUAGCGAGGAAAAUGA
Molecule: messenger RNA, 2789 nt
Organism: Trichogramma pretiosum
Lineage: Eukaryota; Metazoa; Arthropoda; Insecta; Hymenoptera; Trichogrammatidae
Gene: ndl
Product: serine protease nudel-like
Exons: 11
Coding region: 43-2334 (763 amino acids)
Biological process (GO): proteolysis
Molecular function (GO): protein binding; serine-type endopeptidase activity
Source: RefSeq, a predicted model, not a curated record